Messenger RNA from Necator americanus (New World hookworm), 495 nucleotides. RefSeq lists its product as uncharacterized. The transcript has 5 exons. Lineage: Eukaryota; Metazoa; Nematoda; Chromadorea; Rhabditida; Ancylostomatidae. The coding region runs from base 1 to 495 and encodes 164 amino acids. The record is from RefSeq and is a predicted model, not a curated record.
AUGCUCUGCUUCUCAUCGUCGUUUGCCCUAUUUGUGGCGAUUAUCGCUACGCAUCUCGUUAAUCGAACGUCUCAACGAAUUUCCGAUGAAGUUCGAUACCGUGCCUCCUCAAAGAUGUGGAGCACAUCAGCCGAGAGGAAAUCAAAAGUGGUUGACGGAAGUUCCAGGAAUAGAGGUUCCGACGAAAAUCCACACAAAAAAGUGUGGGAAAUGAUAGUGAGCGGCAGCACAAAAACGACUUCACAAAUUUCGAUAGGAACCUCGUCAUCAGAAUCGGAUGAGUUGAACGAGGAUAACUUACGAAACAGGACUGUACUGGACCGAUCUUUGAUUUUUCCUAUGAGACAGCCAAACGUUGGAGGAAUAAUAGCAUUCCCGCCACCAUUACCAACUAUUUACGGCCAUGAUCGAAGUCUUCCCUUUGGGACCGCUUUCGUGAAAUCCAAGAAGAAAUUUAGACGAAUGUUCAGAGGAAGUGUAAGAGGCUUGUCGUAA